Molecule: messenger RNA, 4740 nt
Organism: Saccharomycodes ludwigii
Lineage: Eukaryota; Fungi; Ascomycota; Saccharomycetes; Saccharomycodales; Saccharomycodaceae
Gene: ARO1
Product: pentafunctional protein ARO1p
Exons: 1
Coding region: 1-4740 (1579 amino acids)
Biological process (GO): chorismate biosynthetic process; aromatic amino acid biosynthetic process
Cellular component (GO): cytoplasm
Molecular function (GO): 3-phosphoshikimate 1-carboxyvinyltransferase activity; shikimate 3-dehydrogenase (NADP+) activity; 3-dehydroquinate synthase activity
Source: RefSeq, a predicted model, not a curated record
AUGACUACUGAAAUUGCCAAAGUUAAGAUCUUGGGCAAAGAAAUUAUUCAUGUUGGAUAUGAUGUUUCAUCACAUCUAAUCAACACAAUUUUAAACAACUGUAAAUCAUCAACUUACGUUAUGAUCUACGAUUCCAACGUUGAAAAAGUUCCCUUACUAGAUGAUUUAAAAAGUAAUUUUCACAAACAAUUGAAUCCGGAAUCACAAAGAUUAUUAACCUAUGUCGUUAAGCCAGGUGAAGCUAACAAGACUAGAGAAACCAAAGCUGAUAUAGAAGACUACUUAUUAUCAAAAGGUUGUACCCGUGACACUGUCAUUAUAGCUGUUGGUGGUGGUGUUAUAGGUGAUAUGAUUGGUUUUGUUGCCAGUACUUUUAUGAGGGGGGUUAGAGUUGUUCAAGUACCAACGUCUCUAUUGGCUAUGGUUGAUUCCUCAAUCGGUGGUAAAACUGCUGUUGAUACUCCCUUGGGUAAAAACUUUGUUGGUUCGUUUUGGCAACCACAAUUUGUCUUAGUUGAUAUCAAAUGGUUAGAAACCUUGCCAAAGAGAGAAUUCAUCAAUGGGAUUGGUGAAGUUAUUAAAACCGCUGCUAUCUGGAAUGCAGACGAAUUUAGUCGUUUGGAAUCUAAUGCAGAUUGUUUCUUAAAAGUUGUCAACAACCAAAAGAAAAUGACCAAUGGGGGGUUCUAUACCAAUAUAAAAUUGAUUUUGGAUCAUAUUUUCAAGUUGGUUUUAGAAAGUAUCAAAGUUAAAGCAGAGGUUGUUUCUUCUGAUGAACGUGAACUUGGUCUAAGAAAUUUAUUGAAUUUUGGUCAUUCAAUUGGUCAUGCUUAUGAAGCCAUUUUGACUCCACAAGCAUUACACGGUGAAUGUGUUUCUAUUGGUAUGAUCAAAGAAGCUGAAUUAUCACGUUAUUUAAAUAUUUUAAGCCCAACCCAGGUGGCCCGUUUAACUAAAAUUUUGGCAGCUUAUGGACUACCAAUUUCUCCUGACGAAAAGUGGUUUAAAGAAUUGACUUUACACAAAAAGACUCCGUUGGACACCUUGUUAAAGAAAAUGAGCAUUGAUAAAAAAAAUGAUGGUUCAAAGAAAAAAGUUGUUUUAUUGGAAACCAUUGGUAAAUGCUAUGGUACCUCUGCUCAUUAUGUUUCCGAUGAAGACUUGCGUGUUGUUUUAACUGAUGAAAUUCUAGUUUUCCCAUUUAGUAACAUACCAACCAAGCCUGUUACUAUCACACCACCUGGUUCUAAAUCUAUUUCUAAUAGAGCCUUGGUAUUAGCCUGUUUAGGUAAGGGUCUUUGUAGAAUUAAGAAUUUAUUACAUUCUGAUGAUACCAAGCAUAUGUUAGAAGCUGUUUCCAGCUUGAAAGGUGCCAAUAUUACAUGGGAGAAUAAUGGCGAAACGGUGGUUGUUGACGGUAAAGGGGGUGAUUUUAUUUCUGCUGAAGAACCAAUCUAUUUGGGUAAUGCCGGGACUGCCUCUAGAUUUUUGACUUCGGUCGCUGCCUUGGUUUCUGCGUCUGCCUCCAAGGAUUAUGUUAUUUUAACUGGUAAUGCUAGAAUGCAAGAGAGACCAAUUGGUCCAUUGGUUGAUGCUUUGUCAUCUAAUGGUGUUGAAAUUGAAUAUAUGAAAAAGAAAGGCUCGUUGCCUUUAAAGAUUAACACCUCUAAAUCUAUCUUCAAGGGUGGUAGAAUUGAAUUGGCUGCCACUGUCUCCUCUCAGUAUGUUUCAUCCAUUUUAAUGUGUGCGCCAUAUGCUGAAAAUCCAGUCACCUUAUCUUUAGUUGGUGGUAAACCGAUUUCUCAGUUAUAUAUCGACAUGACCAUUAAAAUGAUGGAAAGAUUUGGUGUAACUGUAGAGAAGUCCACCACUGAAGCUUACACUUACCAUAUUCCAAAGGGGCACUAUAUCAAUCCAUCUGAAUACGUUAUCGAAAGUGACGCAUCAAGCGCAACCUAUCCGUUGGCUUUUGCAGCUAUGACUGGGUCUACUGUCACUGUGCCAAAUAUUGGUAGUGAAUCUUUACAAGGAGAUGCAAGCUUUGCUGUAGAUGUUUUAAAACCCAUGGGUUGUACUGUUACUCAAACAGCAACAUCUACUACGGUUACCGGUCCCAAAAUUGGCGAGUUGAAACCUUUACCAUAUGUUGAUAUGGAACCAAUGACUGAUGCAUUUUUAACUGCGUGCGUUGUUGCUGCCGUUGCUAGCAAUAAUUCCGGCGAUGGUAAUAGUGCUACAACUACUAUUGAAGGUAUUGCUAACCAAAGAGUUAAAGAAUGUAACAGGAUUUUGGCCAUGAUCAAUGAGUUAAAAAAAUUUGGUGUUAAAGCGUCUGAAUUGCCUGACGGCAUCAAAGUUGAGGCUGUUGCAUCCAUUACUGAUUUGCAAGUUCCACAAUCAGUUUGUACUUAUGACGAUCAUCGUGUUGCCAUGAGUUUUUCCUUGUUGGCCGGUAUGGUCCAAAGUUCUCCUGUCAAGCCAGUAAGAAUUUUAGAAAGAAGAACCACAGGUAAAACUUGGCCCGGUUGGUGGGAUGUUUUGCACAGUCAGCUAGGUGCUCAAUUGGAUGGUGCUGAACCUAUAACCUUUUCUGAACUUUCUAACACAGAUAAGCAUCCAUCAGUUGUUCUAAUUGGUAUGAGAGCUGCUGGGAAAACCACUGUUUCUAAUUGGUGCGCUAACGCGUUAGACUAUAAAUUGAUGGAUUUGGAUGUUGAAUUUGAAAAAAGAUACUGUCCAAAAGAUGUUACUAUUAAAGAAUUUGUCGCUACUCAUGGUUGGGAAGAUUUCCGCGCCAAGGAAGCUGCAUUGUUUGAAGAUGUAAUUGCGAACUAUGGUGACAAAGGCUAUGUCUUUUCAACUGGAGGUGGCAUUGUAGAAAGUGCUGAGAGUAGAAAAUACUUGAAAAAAUUUGCCUUUGAAGAAAAUGGAUUGGUUUUGCACUUACACCGUGAUAUUGAGGAAACUAUUAAGUUCUUAAACAAGGACCCAACAAGACCAGCCUACUCCGAAGAUAUCGGACAGGUUUGGCAAAGGAGAGAAAAAUGGUACGAAGAAUGUUGUAAUUAUGUUUUCUAUGCUAAUCACUGUGAUACCCAAACUGAGUUUAAUGAAUUAAGGAGGAACUUUGAUUUUUUUGUCAAAAGAAUAACUAGACAGGUUAAAGUUGAGAUUCCUACUAGGAGAUCUGCCUUUGUUUGUUUAACGUUUGCUGAUUUAAGUAAUCAUUUAACUGAAUUGGAAGAAAUUGUUUAUGGUUGCGACGCAGUUGAGCUAAGAGUUGAUCACUUGAAAGAUUAUUCUCCAGAUUUUGUUAAAAAGCAAAUUACUUUAUUAAGAAUGUGUACUGACUCGUUGCCUAUUAUUUUCACAAUUAGAACCAAGAAACAAGGCGGUAAGUUUCCAGAUGAAGACUACAAAGCUAUCAAUGACUUAUACACAGUAGCAUUGAAAAGCGCUGUUGAAUAUAUUGAUUUAGAAUUAACGUUGCCAAUUGAUCUACAGUAUCAUGUGUUGAAUAAUAAAGGAACCACUACCAAGGUUAUUGGUUCACACCAUGAUUUUGCUGCAAAUUUCCCUUGGACCCAUUCCGAAUGGGAGAACAGAUAUAACCAGGCAGUCUCUAUGGAUGUUGACAUUGUUAAAUUUGUUGGGACUGCAUGUCAUUUCCAAGAUAACUUACAAUUGGAAGACUUUAGACUAAAACAUACGACUAAACCAUUAAUUCUUAUUAACAUGACCGAUAGAGGGAAGAUUUCUAGAGUUUUGAACACAAUCUUGACACCGGUUACCAGUAAAUUAUUACCAUCUUCUGCUGCCCCUGGUCAAUUAACAUUGGCUGAAAUCAACCAAAUGUAUCACAACUUGGGCGGUGACUUAAUCUCUAAGAAAUUUUUUGUAAUUGGUCAACCUAUUGGUCAUUCCAGGUCUCCAAUUUUACACAAUACAGGGUAUAAAAUUUUGGGUCUACCAUAUAAGUUUGAAAAAUUUGAAACUGAUGAUGUUGAAAAAGUUAAACAAAAAUUAUUGAGCGAUGAGAGUGUUGGCGGUUUAGCUGUUACUAUUCCCCUAAAAUUGGAUAUUAUGAAGUACAUGGAUGAACUAAGUGAUGCUGCCAAAACUAUUGGUGCCGUAAACACGGUGAUUCCAUUAGGUCAUGGUAAGUUCAAAGGUGAUAACACUGAUUGGUUGGGCAUUUUCAAUUCUCUGGUCAAUAAUGGUGUUCCAAUUAAGUUGCCAAAUGAUACGUGCGGUUUAAUCGUUGGUGCAGGUGGUACUUCAAGGGCAGCUGUAUAUGCAUUAAAAAAAUCGGGAUGUUCAAAGAUUUAUAUGGUGAAUAGAACUUCUUCUAAAUUACAUGAUUUGAAAAAGGAUUUCCCAGAGGAUUUCCAUAUAGAAGUUGUUGAUUCUGAUUCUCAAAUUGGAGAAAUCAAAGAACCAAUUUCUGUUGCAGUGAGCUGUGUACCAGCGGAUAAAGCUUUAGAUGAGAGUUUGGUUUCUAAGUUAAAAAAAUUGUUAGCUAAGACUGACGAUAGUAAGGUUGGGUUUAAAUCCACAUUGUUAGAAGCUGCUUAUAAACCAAGUUAUACUCCAAUCAUGAAACUUGCUAAGGAGGAAUAUGAUUGGAAUGUUAUACCAGGUUGUACCAUGUUGGUUUAUCAAGGUGUAGCCCAAUUCGAGCAAUGGACUGGUUUCAAACCACCUUUUAAAGCCAUUUUCGAUGAAGUUACAAAGAAAUGA